This is a messenger RNA of Ruditapes philippinarum (Manila clam), 1783 nucleotides long. RefSeq names its product stomatin-1-like. The record is from RefSeq and is a predicted model, not a curated record. The coding region runs from base 1 to 660 and encodes 219 amino acids. Gene Ontology annotation, cellular component: plasma membrane. The transcript is spliced from 6 exons. NCBI's taxonomy places the organism in Eukaryota, Metazoa, Mollusca, Bivalvia, Venerida, Veneridae.
AUGGGCAGAGAUCGUAAGAAAGAGUUGUUGAAACCAGAUAAAAACUUCCGUAAUCAUAAACCGUGCAUUGCUGAUUGUAAUUCCUGUGUUCUUACAAAGGACUCCGUGUCAAUCGAGAUAAAUGCCGCACUUACAGUAGAGGUAAGCAAGCCAUAUGAAUGUAUACUGGUAGGACAGGGUACAGAUAUUGUAAAGGGAAUGGCGUCAAGACGAGCACUGACGUCAUUAAGAGCUGUCUGUGGGAAACUAACUCUAUCCGAGAUAAUAGAAGGCCGAGAAAAAGUGUCUAAACAAAUUAAGACGAUGAUGAGGAAAAGAUGGGGUAGAACAGUAGAAGUUACCAGAGUGGAAAUUAAAAACAUCAGUAUGCCAAGUGAUAUGGAGAGGGUGAUGGCUGGUGAGGCAAUAAGUAAUAGACAAGCUAAAGCGAAGGUGAUAGCUGCUGGUGGAGAAAUACGUGCAUCUCGUGCACUUAAAGAAGCUGCUGACAUAGUUUCAGCGUCACCGUCAACAAUACAGCUCCAUUUACUUCACACUAUGCUUAAUGUAUCAAAGAAAGACAACAACACUGUUAUUGUUCCUAUUCCUCGUCAUCUCAUACAAUUGUUUACCAGCAAUAAAUCAGACAAUAGGGAUGUUAUCAAGGUGAAACCACUGUGAAACAAACGAAGACUGACUGACAAGAUGAUCAGGGAGCAUUCUUAGUAUUAAACAAUAUAUUCGCUUUGUAAAUUACUGUAAUUGUUCUUUUACUUAUGUAUCAGUUUAUAUAUGAACUGCCUGCAAUACUUAUUCAUACUGUUACAUACAUACAUUUGACAUUUGAACCCGAAGACCUUACAACCUUUUGCCAUUUUAAAAUAUUAUUUAACCUGUCUUUCUCUACCGGAGAAAUAUUAAGAACCCUGUGCUGCUUUAAUGUUUUAAUGCUAAAGAAAUAUAUUAUGAUUAAUAAUAAUCGUUUAUAUACAUGUUAUGUAUUUGUUAUUUACUUCUGGUAUUUUAUCCAUUUUUUAUACAUGUAUACAUAUAUUUUUAUAAAACAGAAAAAGUAGACAUUAAACAUUUAAUACUGAAUGAAAAAAUCAGUGAUUAUUGGAAACAUUUAGUAAUCAAGAAAAAAUGUUCAUUAUACAAUAAGUAAGUAAGCUUAAGCUAAUAUUAUUUAUUAAAGUGAACAAGUUGGAUAAAUUUAAAGAAGACACUAUCUUUAUGUACUUAUAAUUUAUCCAAAAAUAUUCGUUAUGUUCGUUUGUAGAAUAAUCACUGUACAUAAUACAUCCAAAAUGGCAUUUCUUUAGUGCAAAAAUUGCUAUGUUAUUAUAUUUAUUGUGUAUAAAAUAACCAAAAUGACAUUUCUUUAGUGCAAAAAUUAUUAUGUUGUUAUAUUUAUUGUGUAUAAAAUAUCCGAAAUGACAUUACUUUAGUGCAAAAUUUGUUAUUUUGUUAUAUUUAUUGUGUAUAAAAUAUCCAAAAUGACAUUACAUUAGUGCAAAAAUUGUUAUGUUGUUAUAUUUAUUGUUGUAAUUUUGCAAUUAUUCAUGAUCAUUGUUAUUUCUUUUCACAUUUUUUUUAUUAUUUUGAUGUUUAAAUAUUUAGUAAUUUAAGAUUUUUUAUUUCUUUCAUCACACGUGCAAUUCACACCAAAUGUUCCUUCAGGAAUUUUGCACGAUGUUUAAUAAAACACAUUUUUUAACCAAGUUUUGUUGGGUUUUCUUCUUAAAAGUCAAACGUACGUUCAAAAAGGAUACAUAUAACCACUUUCAUUACUUACAAUGCGCUU